Molecule: messenger RNA, 2609 nt
Organism: Vespa crabro (European hornet)
Lineage: Eukaryota; Metazoa; Arthropoda; Insecta; Hymenoptera; Vespidae
Gene: aos
Product: protein giant-lens
Exons: 4
Coding region: 460-1341 (293 amino acids)
Source: RefSeq, a predicted model, not a curated record
UAAUAAUAAUAAUAAUAAUAAUAAUAAUAAUAAUAGUAAUAGUAGUAGUAAUAAUAAUAAUAAUAAUAAAAAGAAAAAAAAUAAUAAUAGCGAGUGCGUGGGAUUUGGUGGUAGUGCCGCGAUAGGACGACGAAGUUUGAUUGUUAUCGUACCGGCUUUCUAGGAGUUCCUAAAAAAAGAAGAGGAUAAAAGGGGAUUUAAUCUACUUGGAAUUCUUAUAUGUUCAUUUUGGAAUGUAAGUAAAAGAAAAAAAAAAGAAAGGAAAGAAAGAGAGAGAGAGAGAAGAAAGAAGAAAAGAAAAAGACAGGUCGCAGUGGGUCACCGUUGCAUGUCCUAUGGUAACUUAGACUAUGUACGUGCCGAGUGUAAACCGCACGUAGAAUCGAGGGGACAAGAGGGACAAACUCGUCGUAAGACACGAGAAGGUGGAGGUGGAGAAGGUGGAGGUGGUUGUGAAGGAUGGAGACUCUCUUGUUGUAUCUCGUGGCGAUCGCCGGGAUCGUUCGUAAGAGCCAAGGUAGCCUAUUGGGUGUUGGCCUCGAUGAAGCUGGCGAAGAGUUCCUCAACGAGUACCUGUCGCUCGACGAAAGCAGAUACCUCGCCGAAUUGCAGGAGUUUCAAGACGCGGCGAUCGAGAUUGAUCUUAUCGGGAGCAAGAGGCAUCGGCAGCCUCACCAGGAGCCUAGAGUACUCUAUCAGAUUGGGGACAGCGAAGAAGAAUUGCCAGAGUGCUCAGAUCGAAGCGAAGUCUGUAGUAAAGUAGAUCUUUAUGGUGCACCAUGGGUCGAGAGACAAUGUCGUUGUCCUGGUGGACGUGCUUGCCCUAGUAGCCUUCACGCGGAUGAUGGACAUACGAUCGUCGAUAAAACUCGACAAUAUAAACUCUGUGAACCCGUAAAGCGUCUUCCUAUUUGUCGUUAUUUCAAAGACAUCACGUGGACGUUGGCACCUGGUGGAGGACCAGCGAACGCAACAGUACAACGUGUACACUGUCGUUGUCGACCAGGCAGUGUACCAUAUCUUGUCCGAAGACAACCCCAUAUCUCUCCAGAGGGUAAUUCCGGAUUCAUAUAUGCUUUCGCCUGUUCGCCGCAAAGCAGGCUACGUUGCCAGCACAAGGAACCUUGCAGGCUGUUUACCGUUCGCAAAAGAAGGAGCUCACAGUUGGAAGAAGUAAACGCCUCGCCUCUCUGCCAGUGUCCCAGGGGACACCGUUGUCCCCGACGUCACACGGAUCCUGGAUCAUUGCCGGCGAGAUCUUAUUCCGGCAUAUUGGAGAUCAAAACUUAUAGUGGUUACUGCGUACCUUCGCAUCAUCCUGAACCAGUCUACACAGUUUGAAAGGGAGAGAGAGAGAGAAAACGAGAAAGAAAAAAGGACGACGAUCUCUUUUUCUUCUUUUUUUUUUUUUAUUCCUUUUUUUUCUCUAACGAAAACAAGAUUUUUCGAAAAUUUUCUUUCAAUUAUUAUAAUAAUUCCAACGAAAAGUAUUUUUCAUCGAUUGUGACAUAUAACGCAUGAAGAAUAAGAAGAGAGAAAGUAAGAAAGAGAAAGUGAGAGAGAGAGAGAGAGAGAGAGAGAGAAAGAAAGAGAGAGAGAGAGAGAGAGAGAGAAAGUGAGAGUGAGAGAGAUUAGACAUUAAUAAUUAAAUGAGAUCUUCGAACUGUGACAUGAAAAUAGUACGAGAGAUUCCUAUCGAAGAUUUGUCUAAUUCUUCUUUCUUUCUUUUUUUUUUAUCUUCAAAAAGAAAAAGAAAAAAAAAACACGAAAAUCAAGAAGAAGAAAGAAAAGAACAUUAAAAAUUCGUUCGCGGUGCGACGAUUUUAAAUGAAGGCAGACAUUCCUUUUCAUUCAAAUCGCCCUUCAAUUUACGUUUACACGAAGAGGGCUUGUAAAGAGCUUUAAAUUGCCACGAAAAAAAAUCUUUUUUUUUAUUGUGUAUGUAUUAUCCGAGAAAUGCGUUACGAUGUUAUUUCGUUACUAUGUUUAUAAUAUUAUUGUCUAUUAGUUACAGUUUGUAUAGACAGAGUUAUAGUUCAUUCGUUUCGAUAAUUAUUUAGCAUUCUGUUAUAUAUAUAUAGUAAAUAGUAUAUAUAGCUACAUGUAUAUGUAUAGAUUUUGAGCGAGUAUCUUCAGUUAAGAAAGCGAUGCUAUUAGAUCGCAUUCGAUACGAUUUUGAAAAGAAUUCAACAUCGAUGAUCGAAGGAGAAAAGCUCGGUUACCUGGAAAUACUCUCGAUCGUAUAAUUUUCAUAAUGCGAUUUAGUUCGUUCAUUUAUAAUAAUUACUUCGUAAACAUUCCAUAAUUUAUGUUAGGUUACUCAUAUUAUUAUUCUUAUUAUUUUAUAAUUAUUUUUAAUUCUUAUUGAAUGAAAUUUUUAAAUUAUUAUUAUUAUUAUUACUAUUAUUAUUAUUAUUAUUAUUAUUAUUAUUAUUAUUAUUAUUAUUAUUAUUAUUAUUAUUAAUUAUGCGAAAAGUGGCAAGUUCCAGGAAAACAGGUUCUAAUAAUUAAUACUAAUUAUCAGCAUUAGUAUUAUUAUUAUCACCAUCAUCAUUAUAUUUAUAAGUUAAUUAUUAUUAAAAGGUCAUUCAUUUCGAUUUUAUUUUUAA